AUGCCAACCUCUACGAUCCCGGUGUGGGUCCUCGGACUCCUCGCGCUCUCCUCGGCGUGCUACGUGCAGAAUUGCCCAAGAGGAGGGAAGCGCUCAUCACCGGACUUUGGCACAAGACAGUGCAUGACGUGUGGCCCAGGGAAUGGGGGGCGCUGUUUCGGCCCUAGAAUCUGCUGUGGGGAUGAAUUGGGCUGCUUCGUGGGCACCCCAGAAGCAGCUCGCUGCGUGGAGGAGAACUAUCUGCCGUCUCCCUGCGAGGUGGGAGGAAAAACCUGCGGGGCUGACGACGGCCGCUGUGCUGCUCCAGGCAUCUGCUGUGACACAGAGGGCUGUGUCCUGGACUCCGACUGCAGGGAGGAUCGUGGGGCAGUGAACACCGUCCUGACAGACAGCUCAGAGGGAGAUUUGUUUCUGUGA
Molecule: messenger RNA, 417 nt
Organism: Megalops cyprinoides (Indo-Pacific tarpon)
Lineage: Eukaryota; Metazoa; Chordata; Actinopteri; Elopiformes; Megalopidae
Product: oxytocin-neurophysin 1-like
Exons: 3
Coding region: 1-417 (138 amino acids)
Cellular component (GO): secretory granule; extracellular region
Molecular function (GO): neurohypophyseal hormone activity
Source: RefSeq, a predicted model, not a curated record